Rhea pennata is the source of this 1953-nucleotide messenger RNA. RefSeq names its product inhibin subunit alpha (gene INHA). Gene Ontology annotation, cellular component: extracellular region. The transcript is spliced from 2 exons. The coding region runs from base 1 to 993 and encodes 330 amino acids. Lineage: Eukaryota; Metazoa; Chordata; Aves; Rheiformes; Rheidae. Gene Ontology annotation, molecular function: cytokine activity; growth factor activity. The record is from RefSeq and is a predicted model, not a curated record.
AUGCUGCUCCUGCUGCACCUGCUGCCAGCCCUGCUGCCCCCCGCCGCCCUGGCCGGCUGCACCGGCGCUGGCGCUGACCGGCAGCUCAUCCUGGCCAAGGUCCGGGCACGGGUGCUGGAGCAUCUGAGCCCCCCUGCGCCCCAGGCAGCACCCCAGCAGGAAGGGAAGAGGGUGCAUCGGCGAGAUGUCCUGGAGACCCCAGAAGUCCCACAUGAAGAGUUGGAGGACACCUCCCAGGUGAUCCUCUUCCCUUCCACAGACGUGCCCUGCGAGCCCACGCAGCCGGACAAGCUGCUGGAGGAAGAAGGGAUUUUCACCUACCUCUUCCAGCCGUCCCCCCACAUCCUCAGCCGCGCCGUGACGUCAGCCCAGCUCUGGUUUUACACCGGCCCCGCAGCUGCCCGCAACCACUCGGCUCCAGACGUGCUGACCCUGUCGCCGCAGGGCCGCGUGCCCGUGGUGGCCACGGCGGUGCAGGCGCCCGACCACUGGACGGUGUUUCACUUCGCGCCCGCCUUGCUGUCCCACGUCGCACAGCCGCUCUUCGUGCUGCUGGUGCGCUGCCCCGGCUGCCCCUGCCUGGCCGACGGGGAGAAGAUGCCCUUCCUGGUGGCCACCACGCAGGCCAAGGGUGGCGAGCGGACUCGCCGCUCCGCCGUGCCCUGGUCCCCGGCUGCCCUCGGCCUGCUGCAGCGCCCGUCGGAGGACGUGGCCGCCCACACCAACUGCCGCCGGGCCUCCCUCAACAUCUCCUUCGAGGAGCUGGGCUGGGACAACUGGAUCGUGCACCCCAGCAGCUUCGUCUUCCACUACUGCCACGGCAGCUGCUCCGAAGGCCACGGCCUGAGCCACCGGCUGGGGGUCCAGCUCUGCUGCGCCGCCCUGCCGGGCACCAUGCGCUCGCUGCGCGUCCGCACCACCUCCGACGGCGGCUACUCCUUCAAGUAUGAGACUGUGCCCAACAUCCUGGCCCAGGACUGCACCUGCGUGUAGCGCCCAGCUGGGCCCCACGCCAGGGGUGCCCCCCCACCCCCACCCCAGCCUGCCCCACGGCACCCCGCAGCCCUGCCCCAGCCCCCCAGCAGACGAUGAUCCUGUCCAGGGUGACGGAGGAGUCACAGGAGCCCUGCUCCAUGCUGCAGUGCCAGCCCUGCUCAGGGAUGGGGAUGGGGAUGGGGACAGGGACGAGGCAGGCACCCUGAGCGCCCUGCCCCACGGUGCCCCACACGACCCAGCGUUUCAGCGCUCCUGCUGCUGGGGCAUCCUUGGCCACACCACGUGGGCCAGCAUGCCGGGGACCAGGACGGGCGCAGCCUUCUGCAGAGGAGCUGGCAGACAUAUACCCCCGGCCAAAGGAGGGCUGGCCUCUCCAACCAGCUCAUCCCGCAUUUCUUCCCGCCCACUCCUCCCCCUGCACUUUGACCCCCCAAAUAAGACUGAAGUGUGCAAACAGGUCCCACUCCUGCUGCUUAGUGCAAAGCAGCCCAAAGGUAUCAGGGCACCAGGGGCACGGUUGGUGGUGGCACCUGCAGCAUCCCACGGGCUGCCCGUGUGGAGUUGGCAGCGAAGCCCUCACAAGCCUCAUCCCAGGGGCUCAAGGAGGAGUGGGAGCCACCCAAGAAAUCCCACUUGGCUCCCUGCAGGCCCCGGCCGGGCACGCGGGGCUGGAGAGCCGUGGGGUCGCUCCCACCAGCAGCCUGCCAGCCCAAGCUUCGCGGUCCCUACGGGUUUCGGGCACGGAAGUUGCCCCCAUGCUCCAGCAAGAGGCAGGCAGGGCCAGCUCGCGGCAGGGCAGGCAGACGCAGGGCUGGGGACAGGGGACAGCGCGCGCCGCGGCAGGCGAGGCUGGGAUCCUGCGCAGGUACGGGCGGCGCUGCAAGCAGGCGCUCUUUGAGCAGCAGAACCUGCUCGAAAGAUUAACGGGAUGAGUGAAAUAAACCUGUUUUUCUUUAU